This is a messenger RNA of Malassezia vespertilionis, 624 nucleotides long. It is a transcript of the gene RDI1, whose product is annotated as rho GDP dissociation inhibitor. The transcript has 3 exons. Gene Ontology annotation, biological process: Rho protein signal transduction. The coding region runs from base 1 to 624 and encodes 207 amino acids. The record is from RefSeq and is a predicted model, not a curated record. NCBI's taxonomy places the organism in Eukaryota, Fungi, Basidiomycota, Malasseziomycetes, Malasseziales, Malasseziaceae. Gene Ontology annotation, molecular function: protein binding; Rho GDP-dissociation inhibitor activity. Gene Ontology annotation, cellular component: membrane; cytoplasm; cytosol.
AUGACAGGCAGCGAGCCUGACGACGAGUUGAACCCCACGCGUGUGUACGAGGAACAUACUUACCAUGCAGCUAUCUCGGGCUACAAUCCUGGUCAAAAGAAGAGCCUGCAGGAGUAUGCAAACUUGCACGCGGAGGACGAGAGCCUACGGCGUUGGAAAGAAAGUCUCGGCAUUGUGCCUGGCGCAGCCCCCGCCGAUGCUAACGCGCCAAAGCUCACCAUUCAUAAGCUUGCGCUCGAAUCGAGUGUGUUGCCGAAUGGCAGCCUAGGGAUCCAGCUGGACCGCCCUGGUGAGCUGGAGCGGCUUAGCAAGGAGCCGCUGCAGGUGCCUGAAGGUAUCGAGUACUCGGUCAUGAUCAGGUUUAGCGUCGGCAGCGAAGUGCUUUCGGGCCUAAAGUAUAUCCAUGUAGUGCGUCGCGCGGGGAUGCCAGUCGAUCGGAUGGAGGAGAUGAUCGGGUCCUAUCCACCGCGCAAUGAGCCAUGUGAAAAGAGGUUUGCGCCGAGCGAGGCGCCGAGUGGGUUCCUUGCACGCAGCGGGAUCAACUCGGUGCGCAGCAAGGUCGUCGAUGACGAUGGCACUGUCUAUGCAGACUUUGCGUGGUCGUUUAAGCUGGUCAAAGCAUAA